Girardinichthys multiradiatus is the source of this 4147-nucleotide messenger RNA. RefSeq names its product selenoprotein I (gene selenoi). Gene Ontology annotation, biological process: phosphatidylethanolamine biosynthetic process. Gene Ontology annotation, cellular component: endoplasmic reticulum membrane; Golgi apparatus. NCBI's taxonomy places the organism in Eukaryota, Metazoa, Chordata, Actinopteri, Cyprinodontiformes, Goodeidae. Gene Ontology annotation, molecular function: ethanolaminephosphotransferase activity. The record is from RefSeq and is a predicted model, not a curated record. The transcript is spliced from 10 exons.
GAGUGGCUCCGGUGGUUCGACGUCUCCUCACCCGGCGUGGACGACGGCGGCUAAGCUCGAUGGUAUUCCGAAUCGGCAGCUAACGUUAAGGAUUUGCACCUCCAUAGGAAGAGCUAUAGAGCCAGAUUAUACCACAAUGGUUCUUUACGAAUAUGUCACAAAGGAGCAGCUGGCGGGUUUCGACAGAUACAAGUACAGCGCCGUGGACACGAACCCCCUGUCCGUCUAUGUUAUGCAUCCUUUCUGGAACUUUUUAGUGAAGUUUUUACCAACAUGGUUGGCUCCGAACCUCAUCACAUUUACAGGUUUUAUGUUCCUCGUGUUGAACUUCCUCAUGUUGGCCUUCUACGACUAUGACUUCACUGCAUCUUCUGCAGGGAACCAGCAUGUGGCUAGCUGCGUGUGGGUGGCUGCUGGGAUCUUCAACUUUUUAGCCUACACACUCGAUGGUGUUGAUGGCAAACAGGCACGCCGUACCAACUCCUCGACACCACUGGGGGAGCUGUUCGACCACGGGCUUGACAGCUGGGCUUGCAUCUUCUUUGUGGCCACCGUGUACUCCAUAUUUGGGCGUGGGGAGAGCGGCGUGGCUGUCAGCACGCUCUUCUACCUCCUGUGGGUGGUGCUGUUCUCCUUCAUCCUGUCCCACUGGGAGAAAUACAACACGGGCAUCUUGUUUUUGCCCUGGGGAUACGACAUCAGUCAAGGGACGAUCUCCCUUGUUUACUUGGUCACUGCUGUGGUUGGAGUGGAAACCUGGUACCAGCCAGUGAUCUGGAACCUUCUCUACAGAGACCUGUUUACCUUUAUGAUCAUAGCGUGUUCCUUUUCUGUGACAUUACCCAUGAGCCUCUACAAUGUGUUAAAGGCUUACAGGAGCAACACCCUGAAGCACAGCAGCCUGUACGAAGCCUUCCUGCCUUUCCUUUCUCCUGUCCUCCUCUUUGUGUUGUCCACCACCUGGGUUAUCUUCUCUCCAUCCAAGAUCCUUGAGCUGCAGCCCAGGAUAUACUACCUCAUGGUGGGGACGGCCUUCGCCAAUGUCACUUGUAAACUGAUCGUGUGUCAGAUGAGUAACACUCGCUGCCAGCCGCUGACCUGGCUGCUGCUGCCAAUGACCGCGGUGGUGCUGUUAUCCAUCACGGGGGUCUUCACCAACGAAACGCUGCUGCUGUAUUUGUGGACAUCCGCUGUCAUACUCACACACAUACACUACGGUAUAUCAGUGGUACAGCAGCUCAGCAACCAUUUUAACAUCUUCGCCUUCUCGCUGAAGAAGCCCAACCAGGACUGACAGCAGGAGGAACGAAUCGGCCUGACAGCAGCAGAGGUUUAAGCUGUUCCUCUGUUCAGCUCACCGACACUUCACCCGUCACCACGGAGACCGAAUCCCCUCCCCUUCUCUUCCCUCCACAAGGACGCUGCAACUGAACCGGACGGUGGCCCGCCUCUCACACACCCAUAUGACACACACACACACACUCAAACGUACAUUCCCAAAGCAACUGAUCAGACCUUGGUCACAGCGACGGGGUUGGCCCCUUGGGGCCUCUGGCUUCCAUCACUGGUGAUUGGCUGACUGAGCCAAUGAGGUGCUAUUGUUUCCUACGGAAAUAUGCUUCUGUUGUGAGGACAGGAGCCCGCAGGAGCCGUGAGAAGACAAACAUUACAGGGGCCCUCAUUACCCAGAGCAUUCAGGAUCUCUUUAACCUAACCUCAAUAAUAAAACUGAAGCUAAUUUUAACGUCAGUCUUGAAUCUAGAUGUUUAACUUCUUACUGUGGGUUGGGACCCAUAAGGCUAGACAUGGAAGCUCAAUGCAGAUUAUAUAGGUAAUCUGUGGCAGGUCUCUAGACACAAACGGAGAACCCACAUAGUGUUAUGAAUGUAUAGUAAUGCCCUGAGGGAAUGCCAUUUCAUUUUAGUUGUAUGAACAGGAAUGUUUGAAGGAGUGUUGAUCAAACCUGGGAACAUGAGGCUCCUACAGUUCCAGCUUUGUCCACAAUUGAAAGGUUUGGUCGAUUGUUUUUUUUUUUUUUUAAUCUUCCAGUAGUUCAUGUGUGAUAAAUGUUAAUAACUUCUUGUAUAUAAUCUAAGAGCAUUGUUUGGGGUGUGUAAAGUCUCUGUACUGAAUCUUAAAAGAAUGAUUUACUCCUUUAAGUAUUGGACACAUUUCCCUCUUAUUAAUUCUGCUGAUAAUUGACUAACUGGGGCUAGACUCGAUCAUGUUGACCUCUGCUAACCUUCCUUUGUUUUACCAGCUCUCCCUUCCUUCUGAGGUGUCGUGUUUUCACGCUGAUUCAUUCUUUUUAUUUUAUUUAUACAUAUUUUGGGGGUUUUUUUUUUUUUUUUUUUGCUACGUUUGUGUUGCGCAGCGCUUGAAUGAAGAGUGCGUCCAAAAGCCCCUAGUGGAACGGAUUCACUCUGAGGGACCAAGCCUCCGCACAGGACAGUGCAAAACCUCUAACGCCGCUUGUCGUCAUGCAGAUCUUAGCUUGUGUUUUUCUACGGUCUGGCGUAGAACUCGGCUCGUCGCAUUGUUCAGUCUGUUAAACGCGGUGGAGGGCAUUUAUUUGUGGCAUUUUUAUAAAACGUUUUAAGUUCGUGGAGACGGACCUCGCUCGCUACUAAAGAUGCACCAAUCAGGCUUUUCCUGGCCGAAACCGAUUUUUGGUUUUUCUUUGUCUGAAAUAGAAAUGACUGUUCUGGACGUUCUUUGAUAGAGGUAGCAGUUUUGGAUCUAACAGAAAAUAAAGGAAUUGCAUCGGUAAUCUUAUGCAUGUUCCUUAUCUUUGUCUUUAAGUGUCUCGGUGUAUGAUGUUGGUGGAUGUGCUUAUAGGCUGAAAACGUUGGGACUUCCUAGUUUCAAUACAGUUAAAGGACAGGGGAAAGAAAUCCAAUGAAAUCCAUUUUGGGGGAAAAUGGCUGAUUCCUAUUUCCAGAUGAUGGAUUGCUGCAUCCCUGUAUAUGCAACUCAUCUCGUUUGUUGGGUUAAAAAGUCACCAACAUAGCAGCACUGAGUGUCAGGAUCAGUUAAGAAAAACUAAGAACAUUAUUAACGUCCCCUCAAGAGCUGCGAGUAAUUUGGCUGAGCAUUACGGCCCAUUUAGAGUUACAUUUGAUGGCCCAAGCCUUUACCAUACGGUAAACUGUGGUCCUGCUUAGUUAAAAGCUCCACAGGGAACAUUGCCUUGAAUGAGAGAGACACUUGGAUGCUUAUGUCUCAUGUUAGCAUGAGAAGGAACAGUUACUAAGCAAUGCUAAGUUGCUGUUAAGUAGCUUUGUGGUUUACUGAGCUGUUGUAAUGUGGGAAAUCUGUAUGCAGCCACUGCUGCAUUGUAAUGGCUCCUUUAACAAAGCCUCUAUGUGUGGACACCGAUGAUUGUUGUGACGUGGUAAAGGCUGUGAUUUCUGUCUCUAAUGGGUAUAUACACUGUCUGCCCUGUACAGCUCCAUGUAUACAUGUCUAUUCAAGGAAGUAUGAGUGUAUACGCUGUAUGUUUGAAUGUCUGUGUAAAUACGGUUUUAUUUAAUUUUAUUUUUAAACUGAGUGUUUAACGGUAGGCAGAUUUCUCCUGUGACUUGGACACGAUGCCAAUCAGCACUGCAAUCUACAGAGCUGUCUGCACUACAGCACUUACACUCUGUGUGGGUUUUUUUUUUUUUUUUUUUUUUUGAAUGUUUCAUUUUUGCCUCGUUACUGUUUGAUUGGAUCAAAUCCAUUUUGUUUUCCAGUGGGAUUUUCUGUAAAAGAGUAAGUAGCUGCAGGUGGGAAUUCCUGCUCUGGGGACACUACAAGCACUGCUGGGUGCAGUAAGGGAUCUGUACAUCAGGGAUCACCUGGAGGAGAACAACUGUGCCAUUUCAUAAAACAAAAAACAGUAUUUCAUGCAGCUGACAGUCCUGAUUCCUUAAUAAUCUAAUGUUAAAUAUUUGUUUUCUGUAAGCUUCGUUUUGUUUAACAAAAAAAAAAGUAUCAACCCUCCCCAAGCGUCCUUUUCUCUUCCCCAAAAUCAAUGAGCUAAGCUGUUGUGUACUACAGCUUUGGCAAAUACUCCAGUGUCAUUGUGGUUGUUUGUGGCGUUGUAUCUAACCAGUGAAGGACAAGAGAGCUCAAACACACAUUAAAGGUAAUUUUCUUAAAAACA